UUUCCUGCUCAUGGCUGGCGCGCAGUGGAGUGGACUUUCAUUUGCCGUUGAUGGCAAUUGAUAUGCCGUUUCUUUGCCGUUUUUCCGGUGGGGAUACUUCAAAGCCUGGUACUAGACCAUGACGGACGCCACAAACACUUCGUGUCUCCCAAACGCCGAACGCCUCACCCCCGCGUCAGCGGCGAGCGCGCCCGCAUGGCUUCCGCCGGCGGCUUCCUUCGUGCGCAGCCCGCACGCGGAGGUCGUUCGGCGGAGGGCCACCGCGUCGCACGAUAUGGACGCGAAGUGGCUCGAUGCACCUGCGCGCGAUGGGGGAUGCGCGGAGGGGGAAGGCACAAACGCUGCGGGGGACAAUGGCGGUUCCCGCCGCAGCAGCAGUAGCGGCAGCGGCGGUGCUGCUGGCGGUGCAGGCGGGUUUUUCCGCCUCUUGCGCAGAGGGGGAAACACCCCUCGCGAACCAGGCAGUUCCGCCACGAGCGGUUCGCCCGCGCGCGCGUCCGCCGACCUCUUCCGCUUCCGCCGCUCGCGGGGCGAAGGGCGGUCGACACCAUCGCAUGAUAAAAUUCCCGCCGAGAAAUGUGCCGCCCGUGAUGGCGCCAGAUCCGCAUCAGCUGCAGGAGCAGGGGAAGAAGGAGGAGGCGGGGGAGGGGGAGGGGGGAAAGUAGCAGGCGCAGCGGCAGCGGCAGCGGCAGCGGCAGCGGCAGCGGCAGUGGCAGCGGCAGCGGGCGGCGGCGCCUUCUCCCCCACCGCGGGGGAAGUAGCUGCGGCUGCUGCGCCGCUCGUCGCGGCAAGCGGCAGUGUUGAGGCCGCAGCGUCCGCGUCGCAAGCACUUAAGGCGCCGCAGGUGCCGGCGGGAUCGCCGUCUGUUGCUGAGGGAGGAUCAGCGCCGGUUGACGGGCUACCAACGGCAGGGGGACACGUGGAUGAUGACGUGUCCAGCUUUACGGGCUUCCACGUGGCGGCUGUUCCCUCCUCUCCUACGAGUAAAGGACCUGUCCUCAAGGAGACACUCUCCGCGGAAGUCGUUUCGCCUUCUUCCGCUGCUUCUGCCGCGGCGCAACUGCCCGCCCCCCGACCUCGAAUGGCGCGUUCCGCCUCCAUCAAUGCUUCCGCCCCUCGUCUCCCUCCCCCCAGAAGCGGUCAUUCGGGGCAGCUCCUUCCGCCGUCGCGCAGUCGCGCCGCCCGCAGAGCUUCCGCCGAUGGUCGCGGGACUCCCCCUCGGUCCGCCGCUUCCCCGCGCUCUGCUUACCCCUCCGCCGCAGCUAGUGCUGCCUCUGGUGGUACCAUUUCCGAAAGGCGCGAUAUCUUCGCCAGUGGCGAUAAUAUUUCUAACAUUGACGUUAACCGUAACGGUAACAGUAACAUUGACGAUGACGAUGACGAUGACGAUGACGAUGACGAUGACGAUGACGGAGUGGUGAUGGCGCGGCCCGUGCAGCGGAAAGGCGCAAGACGGGGAGGCUCCGCGGACCUUGCGCCGUCCGCGGAGGCGCAGCUGGUGGCCGCGGCGGCAGAAAUGCUCCGAGGACUGGGCAGCGGGGCGCAGCAGUUCGGCGGAAGCGGAGGUGCUGGGAGCGAGAACCAGGCGCGCGGAAGCGGCGGGGGAAGGCCUGCGCAUCCGGGGAAGGGGCGGGGUCUGCGCAAUGCGCGACUGAGCUGGGACGGGAGCGGUCGGGAUGCCCCUUCCCCCACUGGUCGGGGUAUGGCUUCCCCUACUGGAAGGGCUAUAGGUGUUCAAGAGCUGAAAGGCGCAAGUACAUCAGGCAGCGCCAGCAUCAAUGGCAGCAGCGCUAGCAGCAGCUACAAUGAGCGAUCCGGAGGUAAAAGCGGUGAUGGUGGCUGGGGUGGCGGCGGCGGCGGCGGCGGUGGUGGCGGCGGCGGCGGCGGUGGUGGCGGCGGUGGCGGGGGUGCUUCAGCAGCUGGUGUUUCGAUUUGGGGAACGGAUGGUAAAGGCCCCCAGGGGCCAGCCCUGAUAAAGAGGCUCUCGUUAGAGGUACAAGAGCGGCUGAAGCACCUCCAGGUGUCGUUUGAUGACCCUGCUGCGCCUGACGCUGACUCCGAUCACGAGAGUGCUUAUGGCGAGAGUGCUUUUAGCGAGGAUGCCUAUGGCGAAGGGGAACCGCCUGUUUCUGCAGGUCAGGUUAAUCGUGUCGCUGCAAGAACAGCUUCGUUGGGGAACGACGAGACAGUGACCGCCCCACUACCCUCCUCUCGUACUCGUCAUUCCGACUCCCCACUCUCACCUCAUGCACCCCAGCCUUCCCCCUCCUCCUCCCCCUUCCGCGUGCCCGUUUCUUCCCCCUCCCGCCCUCGUCGCGCCCAGCUACCCUCCCCCUCCGCCUCCCCCCACGCCUGUAUGCCUUCCCCCUCCGCCUCCCCCCAUGCGCCAUCCGCUUCCCCACGCGCCUUUGCCCCGCCAUCCUCCCCCAGCGCCGUUCCCCCAUCACCCUCCCCCCGCGCCCCAGUCUCUUCCCCCUCCGCCUCCCCAUCCCAACAGCGCAAGCCCAUACCAGCCAUGUUCUCCCGCCCCCCUCCCCUCACCACCCCCCCAACCCUGCCCGAACCUAUCGUCUCCUUCCCCCUGUCCCCCACCUUCCCCUCCCCCUUCCCCUCCGCCCCCUCCCCCAAUCGCCCCCACUACUCCCCCUCCAAGCCUCCCCGUUCCCCCACUCGUUCCCCCGGGAUCUCCCCCUCCACGUCUCGCCUCUCCCCCCGCGCCUCCCCAGUGCGCCCUCCCGUCGCCCGCUCCACCUCCUCCUAUCAAAACCCCGUUCCCUCCCCCCGGCUUUCCCAUGCCCGCUCCCCGUCUCUUGACAUGAGCCAACUCUCCGCCUCUAAUCUUGUAACCUACGAACCGUCAACCUCUAACUUUCCACCCUCUACUGGCUUAACCUCUAAUGCCUCACCCUCUAACUUCAUGGCCCCUCGAACCUCCCCCUCACACUAUUCCAACCAGCAGCAGCCUCAGCAGCAGGUUCGGCAGCAGGAUCGGGUACGGGUUCUGGUGCGGCGCAGCAGUGCGAGCGAUAUCCCAGACGAUCCUGUCAGCACUCCAACCGACCUCUAUCCCCUCAUCCCACCCUUCCCGCUCGGAAACACCACUUCAAGCCACGGAAACGGUGAUCAGAGCACCGUCACUGCCCAAGGCCCAUACCUCCCUUUCGCGGGGGAUCAUCUCCCUCCAUCCCCUUCCCACCCUCUUGUGCCUCAAGGUGGUCGGGGCAUGGGCCAAACGGGUGCGGCCAAAACAGGCAUGGGCCAGGCCUCGGGGGGGUUUGCCCGGUCCCAGAGUGCAGACUGCAUUCAAGGGUCUGUGUUUUUGGGGGGAGCCAUGGGCAGCGCUGCCCAGAGCCAGGGAGGGUCCAGAGGAGGAGGGGGUGCAAGGCACACCCAGACCCUAGGUGCAAGUCCCUUUGAAGUUCAGUCAGCGGACCCUCGUGCUAGGAGCCCAAACACCCCGCAGGCGAGGAGCCCUAUCAAGUCGUGCUUGUCGCCGGCGAACGGGUCGGGAGGAACGAAGCUGAAGAAGCAGGUGUCGUUCAACCGGGUGGUGCGCGUGCGGCGCUUCCCCUCGUGCGAUGCGAGCAUCGGAGGGCAGGUUUGAUGUUGAGAGGGGCACUGCUGGCAUGGGAUGGACCGAAGCUGAAGAAGCAUGUGUCACUCAACCGGGUGGUGCGCGUGCGGCGCUUCCCCUCGUGGGAUGCGAGCAUCAGCCGGGGUGGGCAUGACAUGGCCACCUAGCACGAGAUGGGGUUGGAGCUGUAUGUUCCCCUCGUGUGAUGCGAGCAUAGGAAGGCAGGGGUGAUGAUGACAUAACAUGACAUGCCAUGCCAUGGUAUGGCCACCUAGCACGAGAUGAGAACGGAGCUGAAGAAGCAGGUGUCGUUAAAAGGGGCGUGCGACAAAGGAGGUUCCCCUGUGUGAUGCUAGCAUCAGAGGGCAGGGGUGACGUGGACAUGACAUGGCUGACUGGCUGUGGUGACGGGGACAUGACAUGGCUGACUGGCUGUGGUGACGGGGACAUGACAUGGCUGACUGGCUGUGGUGACGGGGACAUGACAUGGCUGACUGGCUGUGGUAGAUAUCAAAAGCAAGAAACUGACGUAGCAGGUGUCAUUCAACUGGGUGGUGCACGGGAGCGAAGGUUCCGCUCCUGUGGUGUGAGUAUUGGAGGCCACGGGUGAUUGAUGAGAGAGUUUAUCGGCAUAGGUAGAUGGCUAACCCCAAGAGGAGACGACAAUGAAGCUGAAGAGGCAGGUGGCAAUCGGCUGAGUGGUGCAUGUGAGGAGAUUCGCUUUCUGUGAUGCAAACAAUGGGACGAAAGUUGUGACGUGACAUGACAUGGCAUGACAGGACAUGGCAUGGCAUGGCAUGGCAUGGCAUGAGAGACAUGGCUGACGAUCGUAGCAUGAGAUGGGAGCCAAGCUGAAGAAGCAGGUGUUGUCUAACCGGGUGGUGCCUGUUCGGUGUUAUUCUUUGUGUGACACUCACUACCAUUGGGCAGAGGUUAUUAUAAUUGAGAGUUGAAUGUUAGAUAGAAAGAGAGUACACAAGGAUAUACCUCAGGGUUGUACCCUCU
This is a messenger RNA of Closterium sp. NIES-67, 4579 nucleotides long. The record is from the annotation of a GenBank genome assembly. Lineage: Eukaryota; Viridiplantae; Streptophyta; Zygnematophyceae; Desmidiales; Closteriaceae.